This is a messenger RNA of Penicillium vulpinum, 1371 nucleotides long. Its product is annotated as putative lipase. The transcript has a single exon. The record is from RefSeq and is a predicted model, not a curated record. Lineage: Eukaryota; Fungi; Ascomycota; Eurotiomycetes; Eurotiales; Aspergillaceae. The coding region runs from base 1 to 1371 and encodes 456 amino acids.
AUGCGCUGUCACCAACUACUUCAGCUUGUUCUCUUUGUAUCGGCAUCGUUGGGCAGCCCGGUGUCUUCGUAUACGUCGGAAGAAGCUCACGAUGUCCCAGACAUCUUUAACAAGCUAUUCAACACAUCCGCAAACCAUAUUCCCUUCAGCACUGGCAUAUACCAAGAGCUAUCUCAGCUCGAAGCCAAGAUAUCAGGCAUCGCAACAGGCAAAAUCAAGCCAGUCUCAACAAUUGAAGAAGGCCUCUCAAUCCUCUCCUCAAUUCCACACACCAACAACCAAACAAUCCUCCAAAGAGCCAUCGAUAUAGUAUCCCUAGGUCUAGUCCCAACAAACAUCCUCGACAUUCUCAACGGCAUAACAAACCACGAAAUAAACUCCAUAGCCAACAAUAACCCAAAAGACCCAAGUCCACGAAUCCACCCAACAAAAUUCUUCUACGACGCACCCUACGACAUCCCCGAAACAACCCUCCGCAGCGCAAUCCACAUCCCCCAAACCUUCUCCUACGGCAAAAACAACAAAAUACCCGUCCUCCUACUCCCGGGCACCGCUAAUCCAGCUGGUAGCACCUACUUUUUCAACUAUGCGAAGCUCUUCGCCGCAAACCCACACACAGACCCAGUAUGGGUGAACAUCCCGGGCAACUCGCUGGGUGAUAUCCAAAGCAACGCAGAGUACGUUGCAUACGCAAUAAAUUACAUCUCGGGACUCUCCCAGCGUUCCAUUGGGGUGCUAAGCUGGUCACAGGGCAGUUUAGAUGUGCAAUGGGCGCUAAAAUACUGGCCAUCGACACGAGCUGCGGUAAGCGACUUCAUGACUGUCAGUGGUGAUUUCCACGGGACAGUUGUUGAGACGCUGUGCGUGCUUGCCGAGCCAGUUUGUUCGCCUGCUGUGCAGCAGCAGGGAUAUAAGGCGAGGUUCAUUCAGGCUUUACGUGGUGGGGAUGGGGAUUCGGCGUUUGUGCCGACGACAAGCGUGUACUCUGGGUAUGACUGCGUUGUCCAACCGCAGGGUGGGGAGCGGGCUUCUGCGGCGCUGGGGGAUGUACGUAAGGUUGGGGUGGCGAAUGUACAGGUACAGGUUGCUUGUGCAGGGCGUGCUGCUGGGGGAUCUUAUUCACACUCGGCUAUGUUGGUUAAUCCUUUGGCUUAUGCUUUAUUUGUUGAUGCUGUAUUGCACGAUGGGCCUGGGCGGUUGGAGAGGAUUGAUCUGGAUGCUGUUUGUAGGGAGAUGCUUGCACCUGGUUUGGACGUGGAAGACUUUUUGGGGAUGGAGGCUGUGUCGAAUGUGGUUGGGGCGCUUGAUGUGUUGUUGUAUGGAUAUAACGAAAAUGGGGAGCCACCGCUUAGGGACUAUGUUCAUCACUAG